AUGGCUGGACGGAUAUAUCUCUACAAUCUCCCCGUGGAGCUGCUCCAUAUGAUUCUGGACCACCUCAGUAUCGAUGACAUGUUGAAUCUCAUCGAAGACCCAAACUUUCCAGUGGGCGUCAUCCGCCGACAUAACAUCGACAAUGAUGGGCUAGGGGGCAACAUCUUGCAUUCAAUUGCUCGGGUAGGAUGGACGCACAUUCCCCAGAUUAAAAAACUCAUACAGAUACUGGGUGAUUGGGAUACCCUACACUCAUUUCACAAUUUAACACCACUCGGAUUGGCUGCGCGAAACAAACAUUAUGAGCUUUGUCGAUCCUUUAUCGAGGCUGGUGCUGACGUUAAUCCACCAAAAGGAACCUCCCCUCUUUGGAUUGCUACUAGCCAACCAGGUAACAAUGCUGUGAUUGCGUUGCUGGUCAAACACGGAGCAGAUGUGUCUUGGAAGGAUCCUUCGGGCAUACCAAUUAUCUUCAGUGCAGCUCAGCAUGCCAACGCUGAUACCGUAAAUCUCCUUAUACAGUCGGGGGCAGAUGCCAGUGCGGUAUUGCCGUCAGGAAAUACAUUAAGUCGAGUCAGAGACCCCGCAGUUGCCAAAUUGCUCGUUGACCACGGAGCAGAUGUCAACGCCGUCUACACACCUUUUCAAGUGACACCGCUGAUGGUAGCAGUGACACGCGGCAAUUCCGGGCUUGUAGAUUUCUUUCUUGAUGCCGGUGCGGAGGUGGACUACUGCAACAAUCAAUGGUCAUCUGCAUUGACUAGAGCAAUUAUCGGUAAGCAUACUGGCAUUGUGAGGAAACUGAUUCUUGCGGGUUGUGAAUUCAACAAGUCAUUGAGAGACCGAAUGGAUCCUCCUUUACUGCUCGCCCUGGAAAAGGGAAGCGAAGACAUAGUCAGACUGCUCCUGAAAGAAGGGGUGGAUGUUAUAACGCCGCGGAAUAACAGAGGUGAAACCGCUCUAUGUGUAGCAGCGCGACAUAAAUCACCGAGUUUAUGUCAACAACUCAUUGCGGCUGGUGCGGAGAUCAACGCGAAAGAUAAGAAAGGGCGAACACCUCUGAUGAUAGCAAUUUACGCACAGGAUGAGGAAACCACGAAGCUUCUGCUUGAUGCUGGAGCCGACGUUUCUCUCGUCGAGAAUGAUGGCACACAUCCAACUCUUGUGCUAAGUGCUGGAUCAAGCAUUGCAUUGAAAGACAUUGUCAAAUACUUCACGGAAUAUGGCAUUGAAUGGCUUGAUAGACACGUAAUCGACUCUGAAGAGCACGAUGAGAAUCUAGAUUCAAACAUCUCUAUGCUCAAACUUCUCCUUAGUCACGGUACAGAUAUCUCCAAGGCAAACUACAAGGGUAUAGGCAUCUUGCAUAUUGCAGCUUCGCGAGACGAUGACGAUCUGGUGAAACUCUUGCUAGAGCAUGGCGCUGAUGCAUCUUAUAAAGAUCCGAGCGGAAACACUCCUGCAGCUUGGGCUGCUUUGAUGCAUAGCUAUGGAAUUGAAGACUUGCUGCGGGAAGCAGAGGCAUGA
Talaromyces amestolkiae is the source of this 1527-nucleotide messenger RNA. RefSeq lists its product as uncharacterized. NCBI's taxonomy places the organism in Eukaryota, Fungi, Ascomycota, Eurotiomycetes, Eurotiales, Trichocomaceae. Bases 1 to 1527 code for a protein of 508 amino acids. Gene Ontology annotation, biological process: RNA processing. Gene Ontology annotation, molecular function: RNA binding; protein binding; RNA nuclease activity. The record is from RefSeq and is a predicted model, not a curated record. The transcript has a single exon.